Molecule: messenger RNA, 7590 nt
Organism: Amphiprion ocellaris (clown anemonefish)
Lineage: Eukaryota; Metazoa; Chordata; Actinopteri; Pomacentridae
Gene: brd4
Product: bromodomain containing 4
Exons: 19
Coding region: 560-5167 (1535 amino acids)
Biological process (GO): positive regulation of transcription elongation by RNA polymerase II; chromatin remodeling
Cellular component (GO): nucleus; chromatin
Source: RefSeq, a predicted model, not a curated record
UUUUACUGUUGAGUAACUGCAUGCUGGUCUGCCUGUGCUAGAGAGAGGGAGAGCGAGCUAGAGGAAUAAAGUGCUCCUCCAGGAUCUUAUCGGAGCCCUCUCCCCUCUCUCGCCUUCCCCUCUCCUCCUUCUUUACCUCUUGGUUGCUGCUUGUGUCCAUUUAAGUUGGGGAGGCCCUGGAGAGGACACACAAUGGAGCGAAGAGCCUGUGGCAACUGGGCCGUUGUACUACUGAGAGGGGGAUGGGGUAGAGAGAGGACCGGUUCACACAGCUAACACAGCUUGCCGGCUGUAGGUUUCCAACAGCCUCUCCUCCCUGCCUGGACACACUGUUUCCAGGCAGAGGCCUUCUUCCUGGAACAGCCACCCUCAAACUCCGCUUGGACUACGCUAAGGAUUACUCACCGUGUUCUGUGGGAUUUUAGGAUACAUACUGGAGCCUGAAGAAUAAAUCUCUUUUGUGUUUUGGAUGAGAGAAAAGGAAAAACAAACUUCUGUGUAAUUCUUUCGUGCCCAGUUCUGGUUUUUGGUUUCUGUUUUUGUUUAGUGGAAUUCAUAAAUGGAUUACAAAAUGCAUGCCAAGUCAAACGAUUUGCUGGAUUUUCAAAAACUGGAUGCCCUUCUGGAAAAAAUUGCACAUUCAGUCUCUGUAAAAAGAGAGUCCAGUGAAGAGUGCAAUGGGAUCAGUGGUGCUCUGUCAGUGGAGUCUGUGCCGGGGCCAAGACUGAACUGGUGUCCUGCCAACACCACUACCCCUGCCCCUGCCCCUGCUCCAGCUCCAGCUCCGGGGCCCGAGCCCACGCCCUACCCUGCCAGAAUGGGGGAUGGCCUGGACACUGCGCAGAUGUCGGGCAGCAGCAGCAGCAGUCAGGGGCAGGCCCAACAAUCGGGCAAUCCCCCACCCCCAGACUACAUCGAUCCAAACAGACAAAAACGCCAGACCAAUCAGCUUCAGUACCUGCUUAAGGUGGUGGUCAAAUCCCUGUGGAAGCACCAGUUUGCUUGGCCUUUUCAUGCACCAGUGGAUGCAUUAAAACUUAACCUGCCUGACUACUACACAAUAAUCAAAACUCCUAUGGACAUGGGAACAAUCAAGAAAAGGCUUGAGAACAGUUACUACAGAAAUGCCCAAGAAUGUAUCCAAGACUUCAACACGAUGUUUACCAACUGCUACAUAUACAACAAGCCUGGAGAUGACAUAGUCUUAAUGGCCGAGGCUCUAGAGAAGGUUUUCCUCCAAAAGGUUACAGAAAUGCCUCAGGAAGAGACCGAGAUUGUUGUCAUGACAGGAAAGGGACGUGGCCGAGGCCGAAGAGAUGGAGGUCUAAACUUGAAACCCGGGGCCAUAAUUGAUUCUUCGUCCUCGACGCCUCAAACGCGUGGUCUGUCGAAUCUCUCAGCAGCACCACAGACUCGAGGACCAGUGCAGGGCCCGCCUUCACUACCUCCCCAGCCUUUGAUGCAGGCCCUGCCAUCCCACAUGCCCCCAACGUUACCCAGCCAUGCGCCACAGCUGGGAGCUCCCUACUCCCUGGGCCAACCAGACUGUGCUCCUCAAGUUCCUAUCAUGACUUCUGUGCCUCCUCCUGCUCAGACCUCUCUUCCCCCAGCAUCCAUCCAGAGCACUACCCCCAUGCUGCAGACCUCUAUAACCAUGACCAAACAAAGAAAGAGCCAAAAAAGGAAAGCAGACACUACAACGCCCACAGCAAAUGAUCAACUGAGUGAGUCUUCGCCAGCAGAAUCCAAGUCUGGGAAGACACUACCCAGGCGAGAGAGUACCCGGCCUACGAAACUGAUGAAGAAGGAAGCUCCAGACUCUCAGCAUCAUAUAGGCAUAGGAAUGGGACUGAGUGGACCAAGUGGUGGUCAUAGCCCCAAACCGCAGGAUCAGCUGGGAUAUUGCGCUGGUCUGGUUAGGGACAUGCUGUCUAAGAAACACGCUGCUUAUGCCUGGCCAUUCUACAAACCCGUUGACGUGGAUGCACUGGGACUACAUGAUUAUCACGAUAUCAUCAAACAUCCAAUGGACCUCAGCACCAUCAAGGCCAAGCUGGAGAACAGGCAAUAUCGGGAACCCCAGGAGUUUGCUGCUGACGUACGAUUAAUGUUUUCCAACUGCUACAAGUAUAAUCCACCAGAUCACGAAGUCGUAGCUAUGGCACGGAAACUACAGGAUGUCUUUGAGAUGCGUUUUGCCAAGAUGCCAGAUGAACCUGAGAGCAAGCCCCUGAUCACUGCCCCAGCUCCUACACUUCAUCAUCCUGCUCCUGUUAAGCCGCAACCCCCUUUGGCCCAUGUCGCCUCGUCGUCAGACAGCUCCAGCGAUUCGUCCUCAGAGUCCGAGUCUUCCACGGAUGACUCUGAAGAGGAGCGAGCUCAGAGGUUGGCGGAACUCCAGGAACAGUUGAAGGCUGUCCAUGAGCAGCUGGCUGCCCUGUCCCAACCACAAGCCAGCAAACCAAAGAGAAAAGAGAAGGAAAAGAAAGACAAGAAAAAAGAUAAGCAUAAGAAGAAAGGAGGCACGCCUGGCCUUGUAGAUGAGAUCCAGGAUGCUACACCUGUUUCGCAGCUGUCCAAGAAGACCAAGACCAGUAACAAUAACAACAAAGAAAUUGUUCCCAAGAAGAAAACCAGUAAAAAAGAAGCAAUGAAAAGCAACCAUCCCUCCAACCUGCAGCCGGUUCCCAGCCUGGAAGAAGACCUGGCAGCCACUGGGUCAUCACUUACAGGCGAAAAGUGCAAACCUAUGACAUAUGAGGAGAAGAGGCAGCUAAGCUUGGACAUCAACAAGCUUCCUGGGGACAAGCUCGGCCGUGUGGUGCAUAUUAUCCAGUCCAGGGAACCCUCACUCAAAAACUCAAACCCUGAUGAAAUUGAGAUAGACUUUGAGACGCUAAAGCCUUCCACUCUGCGCGAGCUCGAAAGAUAUGUGUCUUCCUGCCUACGCAAGAAGAAAAAGGUUCCAGUUGAAAAGACAGUGGAGUCCAUGGCUACCUCCAAAAAAACUGGAUCAUCUUCAGAGAGCAGUGGCUCCAGCUCAGACAGUGAAGCUGAUGGGACAGGAACAAUAAAGCCGCAGAAAAAGAAGAGCCAGUCUGCAAAGGAGGGGAAGAAGACACAUCCUCACGUUCAGACUGGCCCUGCUCAGACUGGGCUUCAGCCACAGGCUGUAGGCCUUCAGUCCAGCAGUCAGAUGAAGCAGCACUCGCAGCAGCACCAGCCAUCUCCUGCAGGUUUCAUGGCUCCCCCUGUUGCUGCUCUGGAGUCUUCCCAGUUGCUGGAGACUAGUUUUGACUCCCUGCCCCCUUUCGGCCAGCCCCUCAUGCAUCUGUCCCACCACACGGGCAACUCCUCCUCCCCUGCACCUCCACACCUCAACGCUCAUUCUGCUGGGCCAGUGUCCCCUGAGACACACCCCUUCCUCAACCAGCAUCCCGUCCUCCCUUCUCCAGCCUUACACAGUUCCAUGCCUCAGCAGCCUUCUCGACCCAGUCACAAGGCAGCACCACUUCAUCCCAAACCCCCUCAGCAGCAACCAGCACCACCUCAGCAGCAGCCAACUCUGCAGCAGCAACAGCAGCAGCUCCAGCCCCAGUCAGCAGCACCACCACCGCAGCACCAGCUUUCUUCUCAGAUCCUCCACCCUCCUCAGCCCCUGCACCAACGGCCCAUGUCCCCUCCAACGCUCACACCCCAAGGUUUGCUGUCUUCCCAGCCUCCCCAGAUGCUGCUGGAAGAUGAUGAAGAGCCAGGGUCUACAACACCGAUGACCCAAGUACAGUUAUACCUACAGCAGUUCCAGCCAGCCCGUCAGCCCCAGCAGUCCAUGCAGUCGCUCCAGGCCCAGGCUCGUCAGCAGCAGCAGCAGCAGCAACAACAGCCAGGACAAACGUCUCUCCUGCAGUCUGUUCAAGGACAAUCUCAGCUCUCCUCUCAGACCACACUGCCUCCUCCCCAGCUCUCUGUUCAGUCGCAGGCUCAGUCAGCCUCAUCACAUCAGGCACUGCCCCAACAGAUGCCCCUACACCAGGCUCGACACAUGCAACACACUCCGCAGCAACAACAGCAGCCACAGCAGCAGCAACUGAACUACCAGCAGGGUCCUGGACUCACUGGUCAGUCCCAGGGAUCACAACACAAAGUAUCCAUGCCCACCAACAAAGCACAGCAGAUCAUUCAGCAGCAGCAGGAGCAGCCCUCCCCUCGCCCGAUCAAGGCUGACCCGUACAAUACAGGUCACAUAAGGGACAACCCAUCCCCUCUCAUGAUGCAUUCCCCACAACUUCCCCAGUAUCCACCUGUGUCUCACCAGUCUCCACCUCACAACAUGCAGCCCAAAAAGCAGAGGGCCCCUGGGAGCCAAGGUAUGUUGAAAGAGGAGAAACUUCCUCCGUCACCGGUGAUGAGAGGAGAGCCAUUUAAUCCUGCAAUGAGACCAGACCAUCACAAACAUCCUGAUACCAAGCCUUGUCCACCAGCCCACAUCCAACAGAAUGUGAAAUCCAUGGACACCUCACGGCCUGUCAUCCGCUCCUCUGAGCCCACUGGGCCGCCUGCUUCUCUGCAGGACAAGGACAAGUUCAAGCAGGAGGCAAAGGUCCCCAUUGCACCAAAAAAGGUCCAGGACGUGAAACUAAAGAAUAUGGGAUCGUGGGCCAGCCUGGCACAGAAGUCCACGUCUACGCCAUUAUCAGCAGUGAAGUCCUCGAGUGACAGCUUUGAGCAGUUCCGUCGUGCUGCCCGGGAGAAAGAGGAGAGGGAGAAGGCCCUGAAGGCUCAAGCUGAGCAGGCGGAAAAAGACAGGCUACGCAGAGAGCAGGACAAACUACGAGGUCGGGAUGAAGAGGACGUCAUGGAGCCCAGCAGAAGAGUGCAUGAGGAGCCACGCAGGCGUCUUGAGCAGCAACACAUCCAAGCGCCUCCACAGCAACAGCAGCAGCAGCAGCAGCAGCAGUCCCAGCCGGAGCCCCAGCCGGCUGCCAUUCAGCAACCUCCUCAACCCCCCACACCGCCUCAGCCCGCCACACAAAACCCACUAGACCAACAGAGGGAGCUAGCACGCCGCCGAGAGCAGGAGAGAAGGAGGCGAGAAGCGAUGGCUGCGACUAUCGACAUGAAUUUCCAAAGUGACUUAAUGGCUAUCUUUGAGGAGAACCUGUUUUGAGAAGAGAAGUGACUGAAACGUAACUGCAAAAAGCAAAAAAAUAAGUAAAAAAUCGGAUGACGUUAUCUUCCUCUAAAGUAAGACCGUGGACCACAGAGGGACACGGACUGUAUGUAAACGUGACGGGCCUGGUUGAGACUGAGUACAAACGCUGGACGGGCGGUCACAGCUCACUUUGUCCCUGUGGACUGAACAUACAACAACAUGUGGGGACACUCUUGUUGUUCUGGAUGUCACCUCUGGGGAAUUUGCCUGCCUGAUAUCUCACGACAAGAGAGACAGAGGACUCCCGUGCACAGUUGCCUUUUGUCACACUUGAUUCUUAGAGUGUGCGCGGGCACAGUGGUAUUUGAGUAAGUAAAGGCAUCCCAGUGACUUUGAAAAUGCUCUGAUAAUGUACUGACGGACUGUGCAGAUGCAUUUUGAAACUGCCACACGUCUAAGAUGGUGAAGAAGACUGGUCUUUUAUGUUCUGUUUUGUUUGUUGUAAGUGAAUAUGAUCAUGUAAUGGUUGGGAGUGGGGGGGUUCCAUUCUGUAAAUCAUGUAUAUUUCUCAGCAGAGAAGGUACAGUUUGCCUUACACCUCUUUCCUAAACAGACUGUGGCCUGCACACAUAGACAAACCAAUAACAUUUACAAACAGGACUAGGGGCAGUGCAGACCUUUUUUCAUCAUGUAGUAUCUACUGUAAAGAAGUAUUUUCUUAUUCUACAAUAACUGUUUAUUUUGGAUCUUUCUUUUUUCUUCUUCUUCGAAUCUUCACACCGAACACACUCCGCCAGCUACAUCUAUGCCAAACAACCCAAUAUCUUUUAUGCUAAAUUAUUUGUCCUGAAACAUAGUAGGUAGCUUGUGGAAAAAAACUCUCAAUAUAUGCAUUAUCAUAGUUCAGCAAGUAUUUAUCAAAGACAGAAUCAGUUGAAGUUUUCAUCUUGCAUUGUAAUAUUCAUUUAAAGCUACAACAGGAAGCUGCUGGCGGAACAGGAGGAAGGGCCAGUUGUUUCUGAGCUUUAGUUGGAUUCCACUACAGGUGUCACGCCAUUUUUUUUUUUGUAUUACACUUUUAGACAUAAUGUUUGCAAAGUCCAUAUCAUCGGUGUGUUCACAAGAGUCACACUACUGGAUCAGUCGAGCCCCUUGCCGUUCGCUCUGAGCAUGCUCCGAUCGAACGGAAGGGGACAAUCAGGGGAAAAAAGACAAACACUUUAACACCUUUCUGUAGCUGUUACUUGAAUCAGGUUAGUAAAAAAUAGUUGAUGGGACUGGAAAGAGCUCCCAGUUAGUUUUUGCAUCGAAUCGUCUUCUAAUCCGCUGAGGGCACACUGUCGGCAUACAAAAUAAAAAGACAAACGAGUACAAAAGUCAAGAAACGGAAAAUGCUGAAAAAACUGUUUUGAUUUCUAUCUUUGUUCUUGUUUUGAUAGUAGUGGAUGUGAGUUCUAAUUCUGUUCUCGGAGACAUUGUUGGACCGGGGAUGGGCUGAAAUCUGAACGCGUCUCGUCCUCUCUACUUGUCUCUUAUGGUGUUUAUUCUCCAGUGCCUGUAUUGUAUUGCAGUUCUCGUUGGCUUAUAUUACACUUUGAGGGGAGGUUGGAAAGUCAGGAAUGGGAGGUGUAAUAUUUGAACGGGGAGGGAGAUUUUUGAAAGAGUUUGUGUAAGAAAAAAGAACAACAAAAAAACAACAAAAAAAGGAAUUACAAAAAAAGGAAAAGACAGCGUUUUAUAUUUUACCCGUUGUCAAUAUUCGGGUUUUAAAUUUAGUUUUAGCUGGACUUCUAUGAGUGUACACACCUGACAACUACGUUCUCAUUUUGUUCAGAGGAUUUUAGGUAGAUAUGUUUCAGCGUUGCCACACUAGCGUUUGAGUCUGGUCUGUGAGUGUGACUGUGUACAUUUGGACGGCUGUGUGACUGUGUGUUUGUUUCUUUUUUUUUUUUUUUUUUUUUUAGUGUGUGGUGCAGGGAGGCAUGUUCCCCGAUGUAGAUAAGCAUUCUAUUAAUGAGGAGAAUAAAAAGACGAGCAGUACUUCAGGAGAACUUGUUUCUGUGCUUAAGUCACCUUUUUCAUUUCUAUGAAGUCCACCAUAUAUGAAUAUAUAAUUUUAUUAUUAGACUGGUUUUGAAAGGGUAAAAGAAAAAAAAACUUCAUUCCUUUUUAGCCUUUUUUUUUCCUUCACACAAUAACUGUUGGACAUAAUGUGCCAUGAGUUCUACACAGAAUGUGCUGACCCGCAGCUCAGCCCAGAGUUUGCUUUAUUCAGGUAUUUUAUUUUGUGUUACAUUUGUUCUGUUUUGGGGGUUUUGUUCAAACCUUUUCCUCGAUUAUCGUUUGGUAUGUGAGUGGUCUAUCGAGGUCUCUGAUUAAGUCUGUUAUGAUCAUUGAAUAAACUCAUCUCUUUUAUAGAAAAUAAAAAAUAAAUGAAA